Brugia malayi is the source of this 1848-nucleotide messenger RNA. RefSeq lists its product as uncharacterized. The coding region runs from base 1 to 1848 and encodes 615 amino acids. Lineage: Eukaryota; Metazoa; Nematoda; Chromadorea; Rhabditida; Onchocercidae. Gene Ontology annotation, molecular function: actin binding; muscle alpha-actinin binding. Gene Ontology annotation, cellular component: stress fiber; filamentous actin; Z disc. Gene Ontology annotation, biological process: muscle structure development; actin cytoskeleton organization. The record is from RefSeq and is a predicted model, not a curated record. The transcript is spliced from 14 exons.
AUGGCUCAGGCAGAAAUGGUGACGGUGCGUAUGUCGCGGGGCCAAAUGAAUACGCCGUGGGGUUUCGAUAUUGGACCUGAACUCACCAUCAUCAAUACAAUCGGAGGAUCACUAGCUGAUCGUGCUGGUUUAUUAAAUGGUGAUGUUUUAGUAGAACUUGAAGGUCACCAGAAUUUAAAUAUCGAAUUAGCAAAACAAUUGUUGUCGAAAACAGAACACAGAGUGGAAUUGGUUGUGCAUAGGACAGGAGGCAACAUGACUCAUCGAAUUUGGCAACCGUCGGUAACCGAAAAUACAGAAUAUAACAAAUUUCAACAUUCUGUAUUCAGUGUUGCUUCGACCAAUACAGAAAAAAUGGGACCUCCGAUUGUUCCUUUAAAAGUUUCUCUGGAACACCAAAAUCCGGAAUCAAUUGCAAUUCCGGGUUUUAAUGUUGCAGCUCAACCAUUCGGUGAUCAUCAGGAAGUGAAACAUUUACAGUACAAUUCACCUAUGCCUCUUUAUUCUCCUCAAACUGCUGCUGAACAAUAUCUUCAGCAAACAGGUGGAUUAUUUGGGACUGACCCAAAUUUGACUAAACAAAUGGAAGUUCCGUCGUAUUUACGGUCUGAGACGCUUCGCCUUAUCCAAGAAUGCGAGCGUUCUAAAGAAAAUGGUGAACAAAUGAUACCAGUUAGGCCAAUUAAAGCUGGUUAUGAAACAACUCGACCGAAAUUGAAAAAUAUUUCCGAAGUACCGAUGUGUUUUAUUUGUGGACGCAAUAUAAAAGGAGUGAUGUGUAGAGCAUUUGAUCGUACACUACAUAGUGAUUGCUUCCAAUGUUCGACAUGCGGCAGCUCGCUGAAGAAUCAAGGACACCACUUUAUCAACGACAAGUUUUACUGUGACGUCCAUGGUCAUCAGCUUAGAGGAGGUGGUGGCGUUGCAAGACGUAACGAGAUCCAUUGGGAGAGGUCUAAAAUGGUUCCAGCUUCUGACAAAAAUACUUUGCUAACUCCGUAUCAUCCAGAAAUUACAACUGGGCAGUCAAUUUCAAUCAGUCCAACACCGUGGAAAACACAAAGUCCCAUCAGUCCUAGCAGUCGAGGUGUGCCACCAGCGGCUACUCAGUAUGGCCACGAAUUAAAUGAACUGAGGAAAGAAAUUUACAGUUCUUCAAUGAGUUCAGUCAACAGGGAUUCGUAUAACAAACCAUCAAAUGUACAUGAACCGCAAAUUGAGUUGGCAAAAAGUCGAGAUAUACUUCAUGCUCAAAGUAAUCGUGUAUCUUGCUGCGAAGACUGCAAACAAGAAAUAAGGGAUGCAUACGUCUUAGCCAAUGGAUUAGCAUAUUGUCCAGAUCACUUUAUAUGUUCUAACAAACUAUGUGGUCGCAAACUGUUGGAUAUUGGUUUUGUAGAAGAAAAGGGACACAAAUAUUGCGAGCGUUGCUUUGAGACUGAAAUUGCUCCACGCUGUGCCAAAUGCAAUCAACCAAUAAUUGCUGAUUGUCUCAAUGCACUCCAGAAACAAUGGCAUCCGCACUGCUUUGCUUGCACGUACUGUCACAAUCCAUUUGGAAAUUCUGCAUUUUUCCUCGAACAAGGACAACCGUAUUGCGAAACAGGCAAGCUCGUCACAUUAUUCUACUUCUUAAAUCUUCAUAAAACAGCUGAGCACUGGAAUACAUUAUUCACAACUAAGUGCGUGUCGUGUCAUUACCCGAUAGAAGCUGGUGACAGAUGGGUGGAAGCACUUGGAGUUGCAUUCCAUUCAACCUGCUUUAACUGCACGAGCUGCAAUGUGAACUUAGAAGGAGAGAGUUUUUAUGCCAAGAAUGGAGCACCAUAUUGCAAAUUGCAUGCUUAA